AUGUCAUCUUUCGCGCCGAAUGAUGUACUUUUGGAUAUUGAAAAAUUGGAAACAAUGUUAACCAAUAGUAGCAGCAGUAGUUGUGAUUCGUCAUCGUUUAAUUGUCCAUUGUUGUCACCAACUUCCCGCUCAUUAACUGCAACCGCACGGUUUACCGGUUCAUCGAAAGUUUAUUUAAGAAAUUUAAAUAAAUUGCUAGCAGAUAUUGAGCAAAAACAGAAGAUUCUAUCAGUGGGAGGCGGAUCAGUACUUAAGCGCUUGCGUCCAGUGGAUUCGUCGUCAUCGGCACGGCCAUUGACAUUUACUUCGUUAUUUCCUCGACCUUCAGUUAAAUGCGUGUCCAAUAAUCGAUUGGAGCCUAAAACAAUUUCCUUUGCUCAACUUAUCACACAAAAUUCGUCGUUUUCCAUGGCUUAUUCCAAUCAUCAGUCUGAAUAUGGUUGUGCAAGAUUAAACGAAAAGAUGUGGGUUGUUCAUUGCCGAGAACAAUUGACUAAAGCUGUCACUGACGAAAUGCAUGAAUCGGGAAGAGCAGAAAAUGAAGUCAAUUGGAAUCACAUAUCGAAUUAUCGUCUCAAUAAUAAAUGGUCAUCGAAAGUAUGUCAAAAUGCUUGGAAACAACUUUGUAAUCCUCGAAUAAAUCAAUCAAAAUGGACAGUUAAAGAAGAACGUCGAUUAAUAUCUAUCGUCGAACGUGAGCCAUUAAGUGCCGAUCGGUGGCCAUCGAUUGCAAAGGAAUUAGGAACGGAUCGAAAGUGA
This is a messenger RNA of Adineta ricciae, 759 nucleotides long. The record is from the annotation of a GenBank genome assembly. Lineage: Eukaryota; Metazoa; Rotifera; Eurotatoria; Adinetida; Adinetidae.